Messenger RNA from Lolium perenne, 507 nucleotides. RefSeq lists its product as uncharacterized. NCBI's taxonomy places the organism in Eukaryota, Viridiplantae, Streptophyta, Magnoliopsida, Poales, Poaceae. The record is from RefSeq and is a predicted model, not a curated record.
AUAGGCAAAUCAACUCUCUCAAACACAAAUCCAUCGGCAGCCGACAGGUGAAAGUAAAAGUACCUGCGCAUCCUCGCAGGGAUAAAGAUGGGCUCAUGCGUCUCGCUCUCGGCGGCGCCGCCGCCGCCGACAGUGGCCACGGCGAAGGUGGUGCACGUGGACGGCCCCAUCGUGCAGUUCGCGACGCCCGUCACGGCGCGGGAUGCUCUGGGCAGCGAUGCCGCCAGCUCCUCGAGCUUCCUCUGCAGCUCCGACGAGCUCCGGUUCGACUUGCCCGCCCGCGCGCUGGCGACCGAGGAGGCGCUCCAGCCCGGGUGCCUGUACUUCGCGCUCCCCGUGUCCAUGCUCCGCCGGCCGCUCUCCGGGCAGGAGAUGGCCGCCCUCGCCGUCAAGGCAAGCUCCGCUUUGGCCACCCUCGCCAACAGCUGCAAAGGGCGGGGUCGUCGGAGCGGAUGAGGGCGAACGAGACGGCGGAUGGAAUGACCACGUCUACGGAAAAUACGGCAC